This is a messenger RNA of Physella acuta, 624 nucleotides long. RefSeq names its product cubilin-like. Lineage: Eukaryota; Metazoa; Mollusca; Gastropoda; Physidae. The record is from RefSeq and is a predicted model, not a curated record.
AUGGCAAUGGUUAGGAAACAAAGGGGCAAUCAAAACAAAGAUUCGUGGACAAACGUAGCUCAGACGAAUGUAGGAGAUACCAAAGCAACUGAAGACACAAGAGCGACUGAGAUACACAAGGCUGCAGAUAGACAUUGUGAACUGUUUGAGUCAGGCAAGUUGGCAAGCCCUGGAUAUCCCUUAAGCUAUUUGAAUGAUCAGGAAUUUACAUGGACCUUAUCAACUCGUGCUGAUACCCGUCUCAUUUUAAACAUAUCCUUUGUGGAAACAGAGUCUUGUGACACAGACUAUAUCACCGUGUACGACGGAGCUACUAAAAAUGCUCCAAGUUCUAAGAAAGUUUGUGGUGAGGGAGUCUCAGAUGUGAUUGUAUCGACAACAAACAACCUGUUGGUCACUUUUAAAACAAACCACGCUAGAACGUACAGAGGAUUUUAUGAUGAGUCUGAGAUAUCUUUAAUGAAAAUAAUGUACAGACACAUGAGAUUUCCUGAUAACCACACCACACUGAACGAGUCUCAAGGUAACAUCUCCAGCCCUGGUUAUCCAUUUGGCAAACUUGACAACAUGAUAUACACCUGGACUAUACAGGGCAAAGCUGACAGUUAUAUCGUCCUCAAGUAA